Messenger RNA from Mycotypha africana, 1594 nucleotides. RefSeq names its product DHS-like NAD/FAD-binding domain-containing protein. Lineage: Eukaryota; Fungi; Mucoromycota; Mucoromycetes; Mucorales; Mycotyphaceae. Gene Ontology annotation, molecular function: NAD+ binding. The transcript has 2 exons. The record is from RefSeq and is a predicted model, not a curated record. Bases 81 to 1235 code for a protein of 384 amino acids.
UUUUUUUUUUGGUGCUCCUCCUACUCCCUUCUUUGCUUUCUCCCCCACUCUCCUUCUUGUUCACACACUCCAUCGCGGAAAUGAAAGUGAAAAUUGCAAUUUCAGAGCCUGCAGAGGUCAUCGAUCCUUUUAUAACAGAUCUAUCGUCCUAUAUCGCAAAGAGCAAACGUGCCAUCGUCGUCACCGGUGCAGGCAUCUCUUGUAGUAGCGGCAUACCUGAUUUUCGCUCUUCAGACGGUUUAUAUAAUUUAGUGAAACAACGCCAUCCUGAUACCGUUCUUCGUGGAAAAGAACUGUUCGACGCGACACUCUUUCGCAACGAAAAGACAAUUAAAUGCUUCUAUACCUUUAUGGCUGAACUACGAGCCCUUAUUUCCAACGCCAACCCGACGCUCACGCACCAAUUUAUCCAAUCCUUGACCCAUAAGGGCCAACUUUUGCGCUGUUAUACACAAAACAUUGAUUUUCUAGAAGAAAAUCUCAACAUUCCUGCUAUUCAACUGCAUGGUACCAUGAAAGAGGUGCGCUGCACCUUAUGCAGCGCCACCUACGACUUUACCGACGAUUACGCCCAACAAUUCAUGACGGGCGAAGCGCCUAUCUGUCCCCAAUGCGAAUCGGUAGAAGCAGAAAGAGCUCGCCAGGGCAAACGACAAUUAGCCGUCGGCACCCUAAGACCGGCCAUCGUGCUGUACAACGAAGACCAUCCCAACGGCGAAUCCAUCGGUCAACUACAAGUCAAUGAUCUGAAAAAGAAGCCCGACCUGAUGAUCGUCAUGGGCACGUCCCUCAAAAUCCCUGCCUUGAAAAAGUUUAUCAAACAAGCAGCAAAAAUCAUUCACGAAAAGCCAGGCGGCAUCGUUGUCUUUGUCAACCGUACCAGCCCCACCAAAGAAUGGGAAAAAGUGUUUGACUACGAAGUCUUGGGCGAUACCGAUGAAUGGGUCGAGUGGACCAACAAGAAAUUGGCCGAUGAAAAGCUGAUGAACCAGACUGCCCUCAAGUUGAGACGCCUUGCCAAAGAACGUCAAGAGAGUGCCGACUAUGAAGACGACGACGACGACGAUGAAAAAGAAAACACGCCCGUCAGGAAACGCCGAAAUAACAGCGCGAAAACCACAGCUAAACAACCGUCACUUAAACGAACAUUAUCCAAAUCACAAACCACCAUCACUCACUUUGCUGUCACUAAACGUCGCAAUACCGCUCACGCUAAAGCCAAUAAAGUCGUAUAAUAGCAGCGGCUAAAUUGAAUGAAAGCAAACGCUGAACAACAACAACAACAACAACAACAACGAAUGAACUGGCAACCCCCCGUUUAAGAUGUAUACGCCUUUAUCCAGUAUUCUAUAACAGCUAUAGUUAAUUUUUUAAUGAUGGACAAAUUGACCCAUACUACUUUUACUGUACAUACUCUUUAUUUACUAUUUGUAUAAAGGUCAACGAACAAUAAUAAACAACACACACCUUUGAAUCAUCUUUUAGCCAUACCAAGCAUGACGGAACUCUAGGACUCUGAAAUUAAAAUAAUAAAAAAAAAUUCUGAGUGCAAUGAAAGGGGGCGGCGCGUUUAGAUGUGUCUUAUUUUCGAUGG